Molecule: messenger RNA, 519 nt
Organism: Paraphaeosphaeria sporulosa
Lineage: Eukaryota; Fungi; Ascomycota; Dothideomycetes; Pleosporales; Didymosphaeriaceae
Exons: 2
Coding region: 1-519 (172 amino acids)
Source: RefSeq, a predicted model, not a curated record
AUGCAACCAGUCUUCAACGAGCCUCACUCGCACGGAAAAAUCGUCAUCGUCAUCCUCCUCCUCGGCCCGUCCCCCACCGGAAAUGCAACAUUCAUAUCACACCUCCUCCCUUCCAACACCUCGCCCGAGCCCAUCCCAACCCCUCCUCCCCCCACGACAGCAAUAGCAUCCUACGCCGCAGACCUGCCGAAUGGGCAGUGCGUCCUGCUUCUCGACACCCCAGGCUUCGAUCCCAGUGCCCCUUUCUCAACGCGCUGGGGCGUGGAAGUCGUCACGUACAUCAGCGCGCUCCACGCACGGAACAAGAGCCGCGUGUGCUGGGGCGGGAUUUUGUACUUUGCGUCGGUGGAAGAGGGGACGAUGACGCCGGGGAGCAUGCAGGGCGUCUGUGUCGUGGAGCGGCUCUGUGGCGCGGACAUGUUCGCGAGCGUGAGGGUGGUUACGACGGGCUGGGCCGCGCAGCAUCCCGAUGGCCGGCAGGUCAAGUUGGAGCACAACUUGCAGGCAAACGAGGACUAG